Spizellomyces punctatus DAOM BR117 is the source of this 1014-nucleotide messenger RNA. RefSeq lists its product as uncharacterized. Gene Ontology annotation, cellular component: plasma membrane. Gene Ontology annotation, molecular function: copper ion transmembrane transporter activity. The transcript is spliced from 4 exons. Bases 83 to 523 code for a protein of 146 amino acids. The record is from RefSeq and is a predicted model, not a curated record. Lineage: Eukaryota; Fungi; Chytridiomycota; Chytridiomycetes; Spizellomycetales; Spizellomycetaceae. Gene Ontology annotation, biological process: copper ion transmembrane transport; intracellular copper ion homeostasis.
GUUGUGCAACCUUGUAUCACGUACUUACCUCAGUGCCCGAUCGGCUGCUUGCCACGGCUUGAACACUCCACAUUACUCAACCAUGGACUCGAAAAUGUGGUGGCAGCCGUACUUUAUUACAGACUUGACAGGUGUUCAAGUGCUCUUCAAGAACUUGACCAUAUCAAGCUCGACGUCAACCUUGUUCUUUGCCCUAUCCUUUACUAUUCUCCUCUGCUGGACAGAGCGCUUAACAUCCUACGCGUAUGAGUACUUUACGGGAUCGCAUCAGACAUUAUACAGGAAGAACCACGCUGUCUCACCGUGGAAGUUUAUCAUAUGUCGAUCAAUGAUUUACGUGGCCAAUAUCAUAUGCAAGUACCUCACAAUGUUGGUGGUAAUGUCGUUCAGUGUCCAGCUGUUUGUUGCCGUUGUUUUGGGGAUGGGAACUGGACAAUUGGUUGUGGAAUACUGGCGACAGCAGCGACGUGGAGACCUGGUCGCUUCGUCGGAAUUUGAAAUGCUCGGUAACGAAGCAUGCUGACUUUAGAGAGCCAUCGUCCUACUUUAAGUGUAAAUAUGUUCGACAUGAAGUGUACAUUACAUUGGUUUUAACAACUAGUAGGAGCUAAUCGUCUCGCGAUAAGCGCCAAAAUCUGCUCAAUCUCCUCCUCCCCCAACCCAGGGGACGCAUACAUGUGUUCCUUCUUCGUUUCAUCGCCGUCAACUGUAUUCGCAACCGUUUGAUCGUGUCUGGUAUCAAUCCUAUCCAGAACCAUGUCUAGUACUACGUAACCCAAUCUCGCCGUCGCCUCAUCCCGUCCUUUCAAUCCACUUAACAAUGCCCUGAGUUCGUCUUGUCGCUCACUAUCCAACAGCGCGUCGACAGUCUGAAUCCAUCCAGAUACAGUCGGGCAUAAUUCCUUCGACGCCACCAUUUCCAAAAUGAUCUUCGCAGGGUGGGCCAGCAAUUUACUGGCCAGUCUGAUCAAUAGAUCAGAAAUUGGCCCUUCUCUCUCACCACCGCGUCCCAAG